Messenger RNA from Oryza sativa Japonica Group (Japanese rice), 1561 nucleotides. RefSeq lists its product as uncharacterized. The record is from RefSeq and is a predicted model, not a curated record. NCBI's taxonomy places the organism in Eukaryota, Viridiplantae, Streptophyta, Magnoliopsida, Poales, Poaceae. Gene Ontology annotation, cellular component: cytoplasm.
CCCAAAAACACCUACGCUUCCGUAGUUCUCGAGGCUUCUGUUUCCUCGUCUCUCGUCGUCGUCGGCGGCGGCGGCGGCCAUGGAGGACGACGACGAGUGCCCUCCCCUCGCCGUCGAGCUCUCGCCGGAGAAGCCGUACAGUCCUCCGCCGCUCGGUCCCUCCGCGGCGUCGCCGGUCGGAGUCACCGUCAUCACUGGCUACCUCGGCGCCGGCAAGUCCACGUUAGUCAACUACAUUCUAAGUGCGCAACAUGGAAAGAGAAUUGCAGUGAUAUUGAAUGAGUUUGGAGAGGAAAUUGGGGUUGAAAGAGCAAUGAUCAAUGAGGGGCAAGGUGGCGCGCUUGUUGAAGAGUGGGUAGAGCUGGCAAAUGGAUGUGUUUGUUGCACGGUGAAACACAGCCUGGUUCAAGCACUUGAGCAGCUUGUGCAGAGAAAGGAGAGAAUGGAUCACAUAUUACUAGAGACAACAGGAUUGGCUGAUCCUGCACCUCUUGUCUCUAUUCUUUGGCUAGACGACCAGUUGGAGUCAUCAAUUAAACUAGACUCUAUCAUUACGGUUAUUGAUGCAAAAAACUUCAGGCUGCAAAUUGAUGAGCACAAUAAGUCAUCAUCAUUCCCUGAAGCAUUUCAUCAAAUUGCAUUUGCGGAUGUUGUGAUAUUGAACAAAAUUGACCUAGUAGAAGGCAGUCUUGAGGAUUUGGAAAGGCAGAUUCAUGAAGUCAACGCUCUUGUUACAGUGGUGCAGUCUGUCCGCUGCCAGGUUGACUUAAAUAAAAUAUUUGAUCAGCAAGCAUAUGGUGCCAAGAAUUCAUCGCAGCUGCAAGAACUUCUGGAGUACAGUAAAUCAGUACCACCUAAUCUCCGUCAUGAUAACAGUAUUUCUACCUUGUGUAUUUGUGAGCAGGAUCCAAUUUCCCUGUCUAAGGUGGAAUCAUGGCUCGAGGAUCUUCUUUGGGAAAGGAAGUUGGACAUGGAUAUUUAUCGUUGUAAAGGGAUUUUACAUGUCCAUAACUCGGAUCAAGUUCAUACAUUACAGGCAGUGAGGGAAGUUUAUGAAGUUCUGCCAGCUCGAGAAUGGUCCAAGACAGAAUCUCGCACAAACAAGAUAGUUGUCAUAGGUCGCAACUUGGAUAUCAAUAUCCUUCAAGAUUCAUUUAGUCGUUGCAAGCACUGAUAUCGAAGGGUUUGUUCAUCCUGUACCCUGCACCUCCAUGCAAUCAAAUACUGCAAGGAGUUUCUAUGGCUCCCCGAAGUAAUGUGCUUUAUGUUUGUCUGUAUAUCUUCAAAGGUGACAGUGCUGACAGCUUCUUGGCAAUGAAGUUCUGCACAACGGAUGCGAUUAUCCGACGCGCCAUGUUCAACUUUGGAAGAGGAACAUGCAUCCAGUUACAAGAUGAUGAACUACUUGUAGAAGAUUUUAGUUAAGAGUAGUAUGCAAACUGAUGAUCGGCAACAUUUCUCGUUGUAUGGAACUGACCGAAAGCAAUCUUUUUGUAAGAAACCGAUUGGCAACAAUAACAUACUGGGAGUUGAAAUCUGAUCCUCAAAUUCAUGUUUGUAA